Amoebophrya sp. A120 is the source of this 1691-nucleotide messenger RNA. The record is from the annotation of a GenBank genome assembly. Lineage: Eukaryota; Dinophyceae; Syndiniales; Amoebophryaceae.
AGGUAUUAGCUACUCCCAAAAAUCGUCACCACUGCAAGUAACAACAGGCAUGCACAGGAAUAUGGAACUACCUUCCCUGGCGCACACCAGUGUGGCAGCACUGGUAUAUCAGUUCGUGGUCGCCAUCGACGAACUACUCGGUCUCGGCUCCUUCUGCAAAACUGCAAUGUUCAAAGUAGCAGAAAUCGGUUUUUUCUGACAUUUGACGUCUUCAAAAACCUCAAUUAUGUCAGGCAGCAGUAGCAGUACCGCGAACACUCGGAAAGCCGUGGUGGGGCUUUCAUCGUCCCCGGUAGGCAUCAUUGGCACAGGGAUGAUGGCUGCCACCAUCCCUCGGGACCGCCCUGGCAAAGACACCCGUCCCAGUGUACUCCCAAACGCGGGACGCCGCUCGCGGCGAGCUCUGGCGGAGAAGAUCCAAAAAGGCGUGAGGUCUUCUGGCGUCUCAUUGGUUGGCGGAGAUUGGCGGGAGGUUGCGGAACAGUGUCCGGUCCUCAUACUCGCGGUACCGACAAAUAUCGGAACCUAUCAAAUGAAAGACAAAAAUGCGAAGUAGAAGUACCACGCCUUUGCUGGUGCUUUUUCGAAAAGAAACCGAUAUGACAGCACUAAGUAGAAGUAGUAUCAUACACAUACUCAUAGAAAUAGUAGAAUUACAAGGCCGAUGCGUGGGCAUCAUGUGUAAAUAAAAAACGCAUCGAGACAUACAAGGGCAGUUUGUUUCAAUUGGUUCCCAGCAUAGUAAGGAUGAUGGCGUCAAUGUUGUCCUGAAGCAAGAGUUUCUGGGGAAGGCAAUUCGCGGGAAGGGGAAGGUGCUUAUAGACAUCACCUAUUUCGGUCGCGGGGCUUGGACACGAGGGAACCCGGCGCGAAAUGGCUACGCUUCCGCUGUUGCUUAUCAUCGAGACUGCUUCGACAUGGGUGAAAACGGCGAUGCGAACCUGACAACUCAGCCGUCGAGAGUGAAUGCGGCAGCGACAACGCAUUGGGCCUCGGGCUUCAAAAGCGUGGCCUGGACCUCGCUCCGAGACGGGAAACGACAGGGAAUCGAGAUCGUGGGGGACGCGACAGGAAAAGCCGUAUUGGCAGAGAUAGUAUCCGCGAUCGGUUUUACUCCGCUCGACUGUGGUGAUAUUGAUUCCGGGUCGCCUCUCAUCGAGCCUGGUGGUCCCCAGCGGAAACCUCACCCAGGUGCGGACGUAUGAUUGUGAAACGUCACUCCUCCUAUAAUUGUCUGUUAUUCUGAGAAGCUGCAGUUCUGUUUUAUGAAGCAGGGUGCGAAAAAGUUGAACACCAUAACGCGCAAGUCUCGUACUGUGUUUUGUCCUUUGGAGUUUGUGGUGUGCAACAGAAUCGAUUCUGCCCCGUUGGUGGCGGCUUCCUCGCGGCCGCUGAACCAAAGCGUAAGCGUUUCGCUAAAGAUGUAGUUGGAUGGCAGCAGCAACGCAUUAGUUUCCAGGCAGAAACUGUGUACGUGCAGUUGACAAGCAGUGGAUACAAAUAGAAGACAUAUGGUGCGUGACUCUCGUUUAUUCGAUGUCAGCUAUUUCUUGCUUUUCUUUGUAAUUGUAUGAGGUAGAGGUUCAUGCCCAGGUCGUAGGUGGAUCACAAGUUGGUGUUUGAUCAUAGCCAGGUCCUCGGCGGAGACAACAAUUCAAUUUAAACUGGUUUUGGCGUAGUGCUCGCUCCUG